GCAGUUGUGAUAUUGAUGAAAUAAUGGAGAUUUAUUAGAGGAAUUCAAUGGAUCCACAGCCUUCACCACCGCCUACUCCUCUUGGAAACUUGGAAUUUCGGAUCUGCUGUCUUCUCUCUUCCCUGCCGCCGGCCAUAGCUUGGUGUGAGUUCGGUUUUCCUGUGGCCCCGUGGAAGCCCUCCAAGUUUCCCGCCGGCUCUUCCCUUUACCGUCAGCUCCAGCUUUGCUUGUUGAGCAUUUCUGGUCCUUGAUUGCCCUGUGGUCUUAGCACUUGGAUUAGGCCUCCUGUUCUGCGUGACUAAGGUAGUGAGACCCGACGCGUGGAAAGCUCGGGGGAGUGACGAGCUAGACGGCUAGGCAUUUUUGGAGUUAGUUCUGUAGCUAGGCCGUUAGUCACCCAUGCUGACUUAGGACUUUUGUGUACAGAACUUAUGUAGUUGUAGUAAGGAUUGUAUAAAUAAAUUAUAACUCUUUGUACACUUUGACAGGUAAAUGUGUAGAAAGAAAAUGAAAUUAGAUAUGACCUGAAUUAUCUGAAUUGGUAGCAUGAACUUAGUAGGUUUCGAGCCUUGUGCACUGUGGGACCCGUUCCCGAGUGCACGGCGUCUGUUUUGCUCCCGGUUUGGGGCGUGACAAUUUAUCA
This is a messenger RNA of Rubroshorea leprosula, 643 nucleotides long. The record is from the annotation of a GenBank genome assembly. Lineage: Eukaryota; Viridiplantae; Streptophyta; Magnoliopsida; Malvales; Dipterocarpaceae.